AUGGGCCCUAAACGGAAAGCAGUUGGUACAGCAGCAUCAUUUUUUCAAUCGAAGAAGCUGGCUGUGGCAAAACCGACAUCUAUUGUCAGUACUUCUGGAAAUGACGAGAGGAAUGUUGACGAAGAUGUUGUGCUCAUGCCUGGAUUAAGAUGGACUUUAAAUGGCACACUUGUACGAGCGGUUUAUACUCCAACCAAUACUGAGGAGCAAAAAGGAUCUGUCCCUGAGGAAGAGAGAGAGCAGACAUCCAUACCACCGUCCCAUACGGAAUCGGAGACUAAGAAUGCCGGUGCUUCUUCGCCGAAACGAUUGGCUAUUGCGGCUUUUGAUCUCGAUUCAACAUUAGUCACUACGAAAGGUCGAAGUCCAUUCCCUAGAGAUGGAUCAGAUUGGAAAUGGUUAGACACUUCUGUGCGAGAUAAGCUCCAAAAGCUUGUAAAUCGGACAGUUGUCAAAAAUGGGAAAUCUGAAAACGAAGAAUUCUCCGUAAAUCAGGGAGCUGAUGUUAGUACCCAGGAUGCUUCCAUGGUAGAUCCAUCAACUGAGUACGUUUUGGCCAUUAUCUCCAAUCAAGGUGGAGUUGUCGCAGAGAAUGAUAAAAAGAGAUAUUUAUAUUUAAAGGACAGGGUCAAGUCUAUUGUCAAGGAUCUCGACACCGUGCCGCUAAGGUUUUACGCAGCAACAAAACCUAAGAAAGGAGCCAGUGACAAGUAUCGCAAGCCACUAACUGGUAUGUGGGAAGCACUUCAAGCAGACUUAGCGCCAGUAUAUUCUGUCGAUAUCGAAAAAAGCUUUUUUGUGGGCGAUGCAGCUGGUAGGCGGUCUGACUUCAGUGAUUCUGAUCUGAAGUUUGCUCAAGCGGUUGGACUCCGCUUCUUCACGCCGGAGAAGUUCUUUGGGCUAUCUGAUUGA
Sugiyamaella lignohabitans is the source of this 912-nucleotide messenger RNA. It is a transcript of the gene TPP1, whose product is annotated as Tpp1p. Gene Ontology annotation, biological process: DNA repair. Gene Ontology annotation, molecular function: polynucleotide 3'-phosphatase activity; double-stranded DNA binding; ATP-dependent polydeoxyribonucleotide 5'-hydroxyl-kinase activity. The record is from RefSeq and is a predicted model, not a curated record. The coding region runs from base 1 to 912 and encodes 303 amino acids. NCBI's taxonomy places the organism in Eukaryota, Fungi, Ascomycota, Dipodascomycetes, Dipodascales, Trichomonascaceae. The transcript has a single exon.